AUGUCAUCGCCUGAGCGCAUGCGUCAGACUGUUGCCGCCGUCGUAAAGCGAUUUAUCAACAAUGAGGGUGUUAACACAAGUGAAUUGGCAGAAAUCGCAAAAACAAUGGACGAAAUCGGCACAAAACACGGCUGCGACUUGAUACCCGAUAUAGUGCAGUGUUGUUUGGCAAUGGCGGACAAAAUACGAGAGAAUAAGGCCUUGCCUACGCAGGAACACGACCAGCGUGGAAGGAUAGCGGGCUACUCACUGACUAUUAACGAGCUGGCAGAGCAAAACAGGCAAAAACGCGAAGAGUGCUACAAGCUCAUCUGCGGUUACCUACAGACACCGCUGGACGAACCAACACGCACGUUCAACGAAGCAGCCCUACACGACGCAUUGCAGUCGGAGAAUGCGGAAUGGCUCACCUACUUCUACACGUGGCUUACGGAGAAUCCCAAGUACAGGCUGUUGUUGGUCUCCAUGGCACCGGCCAAUGAAGACUUGCUCAGGGACCAUAUACACGCCGACUAUCGCAAGGCCAUGGGAACGUUAAUAAGAGCAACCACACCGGAACAAGAUCAGAACCAGGCAGAUGUCCUGGACAUCGCGGAAAACUGGGCCAAUUAUCAGGUGCAACGCAAGCAACACUAUGCAGGGGCGUGUGUCCUGUUCUCGCUGGCUAUGACUGAAGGGAACAUUUUUAUUGGCAAGCGAAUCGAAUACUUCCGCAAGGCCAAAGCGUACCUAAAAGUCGCGAAGUGGAACAAUUGUCAAGAAAGCCGCAGCACUGAAUUCGACGAUUGGACGGGGGCCAUUACCGAUAGGAUAGCGCUUGCUGAGUUACAAAAGGAAAUGCUGAAAAUGCUCGACACCUUAGCUGUUCCAUCAGAUUUGGUCAAGACAGUAGAGGCCACUCUGAAGUGUAAUCUCUGCGAUGUAGACCAGCUCUGGGGCACAGUGCUCGUACCUCUGCGCAUGAACACCAUGUGUCUACGCGUACUCGCACUUGCCGACAUCCGUGAUCAACGCAGAGUGUUUCAUCUGUGGGGAAACCUGUUGGAAGAAG
Messenger RNA from Sphaeroforma arctica JP610, 1051 nucleotides. RefSeq lists its product as hypothetical. The record is from RefSeq and is a predicted model, not a curated record. The transcript is spliced from 7 exons. NCBI's taxonomy places the organism in Eukaryota, Ichthyosporea, Ichthyophonida. Gene Ontology annotation, molecular function: structural constituent of nuclear pore. The annotation marks the transcript as partial. Gene Ontology annotation, biological process: protein localization to nuclear inner membrane; RNA export from nucleus; protein import into nucleus. Gene Ontology annotation, cellular component: nuclear pore inner ring; nuclear pore.